Molecule: messenger RNA, 1230 nt
Organism: Saprolegnia diclina VS20
Lineage: Eukaryota; Oomycota; Saprolegniomycetes; Saprolegniales; Saprolegniaceae
Exons: 1
Coding region: 361-1170 (269 amino acids)
Biological process (GO): intracellular signal transduction
Cellular component (GO): plasma membrane
Molecular function (GO): GTP binding; GTPase activity; GDP binding
Source: RefSeq, a predicted model, not a curated record
CUUGAAUCUAGCUCGCACAAUCCCUGUCGACAGCAGGACGUCGCCGGCGAUCUGCCGCCCCGCUUCUGCGUCGACGCCUCCUCGCCCAUAGCUGCUUAAUUGUGAGCGCUGUGACUUGGCUACCAUUCCGCGCAUAGAGUAGUGCGAGCGGGCGCCGUGGUACAGAUCGGGCGCCCGUGACACCACGUGCCAAGACGGAGCUGGGCCGUUGCCGCUGCCGCUCAUCGCUGCCGGAAGGCUUCGAACUUCGAGAGGCAAAAUUUAAUUUGACGAACCGAGGUGAAAGCCAUACAAACACCAAGUUAUCGGAAUAAAACGCACUUUUGCUGGUCAUCGCGUCAGUUUGUGUUUCGGGCCACCAUGGAGGUCCGUCUCUUCGUCUACAAGAACGAGGCCGGGUCCGAGGGCAAGGUCGUGCCCCUCAAGGCCGGCGACAACCUUGCCAAGCUCAAGGCCCUCGCAAGCAAGAAGCUUGGCGUCAAGGCGAAGCGGCUCUUCCUCGCGUCAGGCGCCGAGAUUCACUCGGUCGACGAGCUCCAAAACAACGACACGCUUUACGUGAGCGGCGGCGAAGGGUUCUACAAGUCGCUGCCGGCCGCGUCUGGCCACGAGACCUUUCAUGUCUCAGUGCUGGGCAGCGGCGGUGUCGGCAAGUCGGCGCUCACGCUGCGCUUCGUCAAGGAUUACUUUGUGCGGGACUGGGACCCGACGAUUGAAGACGCGUACCGCAAGACGAUCGAGGUGCAGGACCAGCUGUGCAUGCUUGAGAUCCUCGACACGGCGGGUCAAGAUGACUUUGAGUCGCUUCGCGCGCAGUGGAUGAUGGACAAGGACGGCUACAUCUUUGUGUAUGCCAUGGACUCGCGCACGAGUCUCCACGAGCUGCAGCCGUUCUUUGAGCUCCACCUGCAGAUCAACGAGACGAAGCGAGUGCUGCCGCCGAUCAUCUUGGUCGCCAACAAGAAGGACCUCGUUGAGCAAGACCCGUCAAAGCGACAGGUCACGAGCGAUGAGGGCCGGCGCGUCGCGGCCUCGUACAAUGCGACGUACAUGGAGACGAGUGCGCUCACGGGCACGAACGUCAACGCAAUCUUUGAACAGUUUGUCGUCGAGGCGCGCAAGAAGCGCCUGCCACCGCAGAAGAAGCGCGGUCUCUGCUCUAUCUUAUAAUAUGCUAUUGCUACUCGUCCUAUCCUGCGUAAUGUACUCCGCAUUCGUCACUUUUGCAUA